CCGCUGUCAUAUAGCGUGAAUAUUGCUGAGCGCGGCGUUAAACAACAACAAACAAAACAUGGUUGAUUGCCCAUCAUCGUGCGAUGGUGUGGAGUGUCACUAAUAAUGUCAAUCACUGGCUUGUCUGGUUAAGACCCUUAUCAACAUAACUUCAUAUAAAUAUUUGAAUUAUUCCUCCGUGCGGCGUUAAACAAGAAAAUAUUACAGUACUCGUUUAUGUGUAGGUUUACAAUGGCUGAUGAGGGUGACUCGGACUGGUCUGGAAGGAGUAGUCUUUCAAGUAUGGAAGAGUCUGCAUCCGUGGACUCAACAGAUGAAGAACUACAAGGAAACUCUUCUCUAUCCAUUGAAACUCCCUGGGCGAAGUUGACGAAUGCUGGUGAUGGUUUCUAGACGCGGCAACACUCAUGGCGACAACGCCUUGAUACUGAUGCUUCUAGUGAUGGUGGUGUCAUACAGUACAGAACACGUCUUUUGCCCUGAAAUAAGUCAGUUGGGUAUGCCUGUCAAUCUGACCUGUAAUAAAGCAGACAACUUAAAUGUCCAUUCCUACCUAACACCCAGUGGAAAUCCUGCUGCCUCGUGUGAUCUCGCAGAUGGAAGAUGUGUAUCACAGGGGGACUUCACAGCAUCUGUCAUCAAUACUACAAGCAGUGUCCUCACCAUACCCAGCGUGCUGCAGUCACAUGGAGGCGACUGGGCUUGUGUUGCAGACGCAGAUGACCCGCGCCCUUCUACUUGUCGCAUGACAGUUGCCAAGUUCCCGUCCUUCAACAUGGUAAGUGUCCAGGAAAGCAGCAGUCUGACUGUGGGACGGGAGCUGAAAGUGAACAUCACAGGCUUCUUCUGCUCUGAGGACAUGCAGCUCGAGCUGCUGACCGUGAUGGAUUCGUAUUCCACACCCCCUCUACACACCACAGCAGACAUCACUGAAAGGGCCUUCAACACGACAGGAACCCAGACCAAGCUUCUCUUUACCUGUGGCAGUCACACCCAGAGUUUGUCAUGUGAAGGUGUUCAACAACAGGGUCGCAAACAUGCAGAAUGUCCCUCAGCCGGCCUCCAGUUGUCCUCCCUUGUCCUCGGUAUGGGAACCAUGUUCAUGGUCAUCAGCCUCUGCCUGGGCUUCUGGUGCAUCUGCAGAUACUGCCCUAGUUCAGGUGGACGCACUAAUGAAAAUGACAAAAGUGACGAUCCAGAUAAACCAGCACCAGUAUCUUCAGUUGGUUCAGGGCCUGGAGAUGAUGCGUAUUGUAAUGCUGUCCUAUCAUCAGGAAAUGGCUACGCGUCCUUAAAGAGAAGAAAGGACUACACUGACACCAUCUAUGACGUGGCUGAGGAUUAUAUAUUAUCGUGGCCUGAAAACUGAAACCAAAUACUUUGACGGAUACCGGGACUGCAAUUACAAUUUCCAUCAUGCUUGGGCUUAAGUUGUCAAAUGAGAUACUAAUAUGUCGUGGUGCACUUGAUCAUUCUGCCAUAAUAUCAAUAUGUUGUAGAUGUGCUAUCUGUGAUUAACAGUUCGAGAAACAUCAUUCCUUUCGGACCAUAAAUAUAGAACAUCAAAAAAGUAAAUAUUAUUCAAAUGAUAUUACAGAUAAGGACAUUAGUUGCUUUGUUUUUUAUUAGAUGAUGUAUACUGUCAUGCUGACCUUUCAUCAGAAAUUGGCUACGCAUCCUUGAAGAGAAGAAAGGACUACACUGCCACCUUCUAUGACAUGGUUGAGGAUUAUAUGUAAUCUUGGCCUUAAAGGAACUGAACUGAAAUACUGAUACUCGGACAUCAAUUGCAAUUAUUGUUCACGCAUUCAUUGACAACGCUGAUAUUCUAUGACGUGGUUGAGGAUUAUAUGUAAUCUUGGCCUUAAAGGAAUUGAACUGAAAUACUGAUACUCGGACAUCAAUUGCAAUUAUUGUUCACGCAUUCAUUGACAACGUUGAUAUUCUAUGACGUGGUUGAGGAUUAUAUGUAAUCUUGGCCUUAAAGGAACUGAACUGAAAUACUGAUACUCGGACAUCAAUUGCAAUUAUUGUUCACGCAUUCAUUGACAACGUUGAUAUUCUAUGACGUGGUUGAGGAUUAUAUGUAAUCUUGGCCUUAAAGGAACUGAACUGAAAUACUGAUACUCGGACAUCAAUUGCAAUUAUUGUUCACGCAUUCAUUGACAACGCUGAUAUUCCAUGACGUGGUUGAGGAUUAUAUGUAAUCUUGGCCUUAAAGGAACUGAACUGAAAUACUGAUACUCGGACAUCAAUUGCAAUUAUUGUUCACGCAUUCAUUGACAACGUUGAUAUUCUAUGACGUGGUUGAGGAUUAUAUGUAAUCUUGGCCUUAAAGGAAUUGAACUGAAAUACUGAUAAUCGGACAUCAAUUGCAAUUAUUGUUCACGCAUUCAUUGACAACGUUGAUAUUCUAUGACGUGGUUGGGGAUUAUAUAUAAUCUUGGCCUUAAAUGAACUGAACUGAAAUGCUGAAACGUUGAAAUUCUGUGUAUACACAUAUUCCUAUGAAGCAGUGUUAUGUACACAAGCUGUUUACCACAGUUCAACUCAACAGCACUAUGCAUGUAUUGUAUCAUUCUUUUCAUAUCAAU
This is a messenger RNA of Haliotis rufescens (red abalone), 2594 nucleotides long. RefSeq lists its product as uncharacterized. The record is from RefSeq and is a predicted model, not a curated record. Bases 374 to 1369 code for a protein of 331 amino acids. NCBI's taxonomy places the organism in Eukaryota, Metazoa, Mollusca, Gastropoda, Lepetellida, Haliotidae. The transcript has 8 exons.